Nymphaea colorata (pocket water lily) is the source of this 2318-nucleotide messenger RNA. RefSeq names its product pentatricopeptide repeat-containing protein At3g13880-like. NCBI's taxonomy places the organism in Eukaryota, Viridiplantae, Streptophyta, Magnoliopsida, Nymphaeales, Nymphaeaceae. Bases 236 to 2200 code for a protein of 654 amino acids. The transcript has a single exon. The record is from RefSeq and is a predicted model, not a curated record. Gene Ontology annotation, molecular function: RNA binding; protein binding. Gene Ontology annotation, biological process: RNA modification.
UCCUGUCAGCAUUUGCUCGGGUCGGGUCAACCCGCCUGAACAUGCUAGAUUUCGAUUUCGCUUUCGCUUUCCUUUACAUGGUUCUGCAUGCCACCAUGGGCUUGGCGCCUGUAUGCAUCUUGCACAUGCGUCGUUUCUUGUAGCCCAUCUCAAAGAUCGGACGGUCCUGUUCGAGGCUUGAGAGUGUUCUUCUGCAUAUGUUAGAAGAUGGCCGAAAUGAUCGGUUGGCCGUGAGAUGCAUAUGAGAAAAAUAGCUUUCUUUCGUUGCAGAAAUGGGGGGAAAUUCGGAUUCAGGUUUCUGAAUACUGUAUCUCAAGUGUUCGAUGGAAUUUCACGGCAGGAAAUCUUAUUGCAAAAUAAAAGAAUUAGUGGGUAUUUUAAAUCCGGUUUGGUUGAUGCUGCACGGCAAGUGUUUGAUCAAAUGCAGGAGAGAGAUGUGAUCACAUGGAACUCGAUGAUCUCGGGAUACCGCCGACAUGGGCUCAUAGAAGAAGCUCUUGAAUUGUACCUAUGCAUGAAUCGUGCGGGAAUCAAGGGUAACACGUCAACUUUUAGUAGUGUUCUUGGUGUCUGUAAUGAUGCUGGGGCUGUAGAGUUAGGAUCCCAGGUUCACUGCCUGAGUAUACUUCUUGGGUUUGAGUCGAGUUUGUUUGUUGGCUCUGCUCUUGUUGAAUUUUACAUGCAGAGCUCGGAAGUCGCUGAUGCAGUCAAAGUGUUUGGCUUGUUGCCAGAGAGGAAUUUAGCAACUUGGAACUCAGUGUUGUCUGGAUUUAGCAGAAAUGGUCGGACAGGUGAAUUGUUUGACAUGUUAGUUGAGAUGCGGGCGACAGGCGUGGAGCCGAAUGCACUAAGCUAUUGUUAUGUCAUUCAUGGUUGUGAUCAUGAAGGUGUCUUGGACCAGGGAAGACAAGUGCAGUGUCACAUGAUCAAAUCUGGAUUAGCUGAAUCGAAUUUGUUCGUGGCUAAUGGUUUAGUUGACAUGUAUUCUUCUUGUGGCUGCCUCAAUGAAGCCAUCAAGUCGUUCGAGGUAAUACAGUUUCAAGAUGUCAUCUCUUGGAAUUCUAUUGUUUCAAUCCAUGCAAGUCAUGCGUAUAGAUUCAGGGCCUUUGACUUGUUCAGCCAGAUGCGUCAAUGGGGGAAGAGUCCCACAGUCCGUUCACUUAUCGAACUCCUGAACUCCAGUGGCAGCACCCAAAGCAUUCAACUUGGGGAACAGAUACAUGGACAAAUAAUCAGUCUAGGAUUCAAUGGCAGUGUUCAUAUUCGAUCAGCUCUAAUCAGUAUGUAUGGCAAGUGCAAAGACAUGAGAAGUUUUGAGAGGUUGUUUGAUGAAAUUGCACGAAGAAACUUGGUCUGCUAUAAUGCUCUUAUAUCUUCAUAUGCAGUGAGCAGUCUUCACGAAAAUGCAAUUGAAACAUUUAAGAUAAUGCUUAAAGAAAAGCAUGGACCUGAUCAGUUCACCAUAUCGGCAAUUCUCAAAUCAUGCACUUCCAUGGCAGCAUCGGAAUACAGUGAACAGUUUCACUGUUAUGUGUUAAAAAGUGGAUUAUUCAGCCACAUGGCUGUAUCUGUUUCCCUGAUUGACUCGUACUCGAAAUCGGGAAGAACUGAGAUCUCACAACAAAUUUUUCAUGAUAUGUCUGAAUUAACUACAACCUCAGUCACUGCAAUCAUAUCAGCUUAUGCUCGAAAUGGGUUAGGCAGGGAAGCACUUGAAUUAUUCGAAUACAUGCUACUGAAUGGAUUAGCGCCAGAUGAUGUGACUCUUCUAGCAGUGCUGUCAGCAUGUAACCAUGCAGGACUUGUAGAGGAGGGACUGGCAAUUUUUGAGUCCAUGAGUACAUGCUAUGAAAUUACUCCUGAUCAACGGCAUUAUUCAUGUAUUAUUAAUCUUCUGGGACGAGCAGGAAUGUUAGAAGAAGCAGAAGAAUUGAUGAACGCAUCACCAAUUGAAGGUGAUGCAAAGCUUUGGACUGCAAUCUUGGGGGCUUGUAGGAUUUAUGGAAAUCUUGAGGUUGGUGAACGAGCUGCUUUAGCUUUGAUGGAAUUGGAGCCUGAAUCUCCUGCAACUUACUUGCAAAUGUGUGAUUUGUACAAUGCGAGUGGGGAUUUGGAGAUUGCUGCUAAAAUUAGAUGUUUGAAUAUGACAAAGCAGGGAAGAAAAGAUUGUGGUUACAGUUUGAUUGGGAUAAGGGGAUAACAAACAAAAAAUUUACUUCCACUUCCAAACUGCAAUUUAAAAAAAAAUGUCUUUUUUUAAUUUGUAAAUUACUAUAUUUGCCAAUAAUAUAUUUAUCCCUCUGGGAAUUCUAGGCUUC